ACUUAAGGGUCUCUAGCCUCUAUCAAACUGCUGGGCAAGUAAUUGAAAGAGAGAGAAAGAGACAAAAAUUUAACAUCUGAUUCUGACAUGACGAAACGAGCAGCCUUUGGCAAUAGCAAGGUUUUUAAGUUUCUGCGUCAGAUAAGACAAGAAGUCGAUGCAUGGUUAAAAAAGAGAGCAUGGUUAAACCGUGAUUUUGGGUACCGGAGAAACAAUACUAAGGAUAAUUCAUUCUUUCCCCGAUGUAUCAUGGAGAAUUCUGCCUUGAAUCUAGCACACGAGAAAGAAAGAAGGGCAGAGGUAUUGUUGCGUGAGGGAAAAUUUGAAGAAGCAGCCAAGUGCCAUGAAGAAGUGGCUGACCUCUUAUCACAGGCUUACGCAGAACUUGUGACUGAACUUUUCCCAGAUCUUAAGUCUUUACAUAAUGCUCAUUUGCUCUGUGCACCACUUAAACUGCUCAAGUGUAUAGAUUCCAUUAGACUGCAAGAAGACUAUCACAGAAGACAGGCUGCUGUCGUCAGAAUGAAGAAAGCACAAUAUGAGGAAUAUAAAACAACUUUGGACAAUCAGCAGAAAGAUUUUCUUCUCAAGCAAAUGACUAAACAUAAUGAGAAGGAUAACAAGGAUAAUAAGGAUGUAAGGCUCCAUAAGUACACUGGUUCUUUACGUCAAGCAAUAUACAAAACUAUCGACGAGCAGGAUAGCCUUUUGGGUUUGAUAUCUAUACCGAUAAAUAGCGAUGAUAAAGCCUUCAAACAUCCAAAAGACACUGGCACCAUUAUAGAGGAACUUAGAACUGUCAAUGGACAGUUGCGAGAUCUCGUGGGUAAUUUACUUAGUCAAUUGGAAGCCAAAGAGGAGGAAGUACGCCAAUUAACGGAACGUCUCUAUGCCGUUAAUCCCAGUGAUGGUAUCAGAUCAGAGGAGCAUCCCUUACAUCUUGCGCCAUUGCCACCACUGACACCUCUUGAAAUGCCACUCUUUGAUUUUACAUCCUCAUAAACUCUCUACAAAUUAAUUGUACAUAAAUGGUAAUCAAAAUAUGCUUCAAAAAGUUGUUUUUGAAGCGCUGAGAGAGAAUGGAAGAGAAUUUGAGUUGUAAUUAAUGUUUGAAUUAUUGUUCAUUGUAAAGUUUGAUCAUAAUAUUAUGAGAAGUGCUUAACUUACAUAAUGAAGAACUGUGUGUAUAAUGCAAACAAGCAUGAAGAACUAUGUGUGUAAUGCAACAAAACAAGUAUGAAAAACUAUGUGUAUAAUGUGACAAAACAAGUAUGAAGAACUAUGUCUAUAAUGCAACAAAACAAGUUAGAAGAAUAAGUUUAACUUGAUCUCGAAA
Messenger RNA from Odontomachus brunneus, 1336 nucleotides. Its product is annotated as nuclear receptor-binding factor 2-like. The transcript has 3 exons. The record is from RefSeq and is a predicted model, not a curated record. Lineage: Eukaryota; Metazoa; Arthropoda; Insecta; Hymenoptera; Formicidae. Gene Ontology annotation, biological process: autophagy. The coding region runs from base 88 to 1002 and encodes 304 amino acids.